GUGCUUUCACCUCCAUGCUCUGCGGCUUCCUUGGCAUGAUGAUCGCCACCUUCUCGAAUGCCCGCACGACCAUGGCCUGCGCACACAAUGCAGGCUACACCCUGGGCUUCAACACUGCCUUCCGUGGUGGCAGCGUCAUGGGCUACGCGCUGUGCUCCCUGGGGGUGCUUGUCCUGUGGAUCCUUCUGACCUUCUACCGCACUGUUUACCCGGAGGCCGACGACUGGGAAGUCCUUUUCGACUGUGCGGCCGGCUAUGGCUUGGGCGGCAGCACCGUUGCCAUGUUCGGCCGUGUCGGCGGCGGCAUCUACACCAAGGCCGCAGAUGUCGGCGCCGACCUGGUGGGCAAGGUCGUGGCUGGCCUUGAUGAGGACGAUCCCAACAACCCCGCCACCAUCGCGGACAACGUCGGCGACAACGUGGGCGAUAUCGCCGGUAUGGGCGCGGACCUCUUCGGCUCCUUCGCCGAGAGCACCUGUGCUGCGCUGGUCAUCGCGGCCGCGGCCGUGGAGGGAUCCCACAACACGCUUUCCGAGGCUGGCUGGGAUGCCAUGCUCUUCCCCCUGGCCAUCUCCGCCGCGGGCAUCGUGAUCUGCAUCCUCUGCGGCUUUGUCGCCACGAACAUCUCGCCAGUCAAGGAGGAGAAGGACAUCGAGACCGUGCUGAAGGUGCAGAUGGUGCUCACCGCCGUUUUGAUGCUGCCGGUCAUCUAUUACCUGGCUGUCUUCUUGCUUCCCCACGAAUUUCGCCUGGAGGGUGUCCGCCUCACGGAGGACGGCCAUCCGGCCAAGAUCAGCGGUAGCCCAUACAAGUGCUUCAUCUGCGCCACUAUGGGCUGCGUCGGCGGUCUCAUCAUCGGCCUCGUCACAGAGUACUUCACUUCUCACAGCUACGUGCCCACGCGAGAGCUCGCAAGCGCAUGCAAGUUCGGCACUGCAGUGAACAUCAUCCAGGGCUUGGCGCUGGGCUACAAGAGCUGCAUCGUCCCAGUCUUUGUGCUCUCCUCGGCCAUCUACAUGUCCUUCCAGCUCUGUGACCUCUAUGGCAUUGCGCUGGCCGCCCUGGGCAUGCUUGCCACGUUGUCCUGCGGCCUGACCAUCGAUGGCUUUGGCCCCAUCUCGGACAACGCCGGAGGCAUUGCCGAGAUGGCCCUCUUCAAGCCGGAGGUGCGCCGAAAGACGGAUGCCCUGGACGCCGCGGGCAACACCACGGCUGCCAUCGGAAAGGGCUUCGCCAUUGGCUCUGCCGCUUUGGUGUCCCUGGCCCUCUACGGCGCCUUUGUGGUGCGCCUGCGUGUGAAGACGGGCGUCAACAUCUUCGAGCCAGUCACCUUCGCCUUCCUGAUCAUCGGCUGCAUGGUCCCCUACUGGUUUGCCGCCCUCACCAUGAAGUCUGUGGGCAAGGCCGCUGGUGAGAUGGUUGCCGAGGUGAAGAGGCAGUUCAGCGUGAAGGACUCCAAGGGAAAGACCCUCUUGGAGGGCAGCGACGAGCUCAAACCGGACUCCCUCACUUGCAUCCACAUUUCCACUGAGGCCUCUCUGUACGAGAUGGUGGCGCCUGCAUGCCUUGUGAUCCUAUCGCCGCUUCUAGCAGGGACCUUCUUCGGGGUGCAG
This is a messenger RNA of Symbiodinium pilosum, 1613 nucleotides long. The record is from the annotation of a GenBank genome assembly. NCBI's taxonomy places the organism in Eukaryota, Dinophyceae, Suessiales, Symbiodiniaceae.